Nezara viridula (southern green stink bug) is the source of this 1023-nucleotide messenger RNA. The record is from the annotation of a GenBank genome assembly. Lineage: Eukaryota; Metazoa; Arthropoda; Insecta; Hemiptera; Pentatomidae.
AUGUUUACUGUAAGACCAUACCAGCAGAACAUCGGUAAGGUAAAACUGAUGCUCAAUGAUAUCUUCAAGGUCUCCAGAGUGAUAGGAACGUUCCCGAUCGACUCGGAAUAUUCGGGCAUCUCCAGAUAUAACCUCGCUGGAGGCGUAUUCUUGUACGUAAUAGGGAGUGGCGCUAUAACUGUGAUAACUCAUUGUAUGCCAAACGAUGAUGUAGCGCUGCCAUCGAGAAUUCUUUUCAUCUUUGAAAUUACUCCCAUCAUCUUCUUCCAUUCGAUAAAUUUACUUUGGCUCGUUGUGAACAGAGGGCUGAUGAAAGAAUUAUACGACGAGUUGAUGGAUCUCGAAUACCAACUUUGGAAGAGAGGUAUCGAUUGGUCAUACAAUCCAAGUCGGUGUCUUAAAUAUCUUGGUCCUAUUGCUAUGGCAUUUUUCGGUAUUUAUUGGGAGAUAUUUUACACAAAAUGGAAAAAUAUUGAAUUCCGCAUACCGCAACAUAUAAUCUAUCCUCCUCUUAUCAGUGUUACAAGUCAGUACUUGGCCUUACUCCAGGUUUGCCAUUCCUUAUUGAAGGUGAUAAGGACAAUUGAAGAAAGCGGGACUGUUAUAAAGUUGACUGAUAAAGUAUUGACUGCAUUGCAAAAGGUGAACACACUUUACGAACCACAGCUGCUGACUUACAUCUCCAAUUUAUUUGUUGUUAUCCUGGUAUUGGCUUAUUCGAAAAUCAACAUGUCCUCGCCUUUUUCUUUAGGAACUGUUUGCUGGGCUAUACCCAUCAUCAUCUUCCAUUCGAUAAAUUUACUUUGGCUCGUUGUGAACAGACGGCUCAUGAAAGAAAUAUACGAAGAACUGACAGAAAUCGAAAGCCAACUUUGUAACAGAGGUAUUUUACAUGAAAUGGAGAAACGUCGAAUUUCGCAUUCCGCAUCACAUGAUCUAUCCUCCCGUGUUCAGUAUUACAAGUCAGUAUUUGGCGUUACUGCAGCUCUGCCAUUCGAUAUUGAAGUUGAUAAGGAUAAUUGA